CGUUGCAAUUUGUAAAAAUUUACACCCAAGUGGGCCCGAAUUCGGUAUACCAGCAGCCUAUAGGCCAAGUUCGCCGGAGCCUUUUCGAGGCACGCUCCCUCUCCGUCUUCUCCACCGGCCGCCAUGUGGAAGCGCGCCGCCUCCCUCAUCCUCCGCCACCACCGCUCCGCCCCCGGGCCCCGCUCUCCGGCGGUCUCCGCCGCCGCGGCGUCUGGCCUCCGCCGCACGCCGGCGCCUCUCUUCUUCUCCACUCUCGAUGCGGCGGGGGCGAGGACGAGGGUGGAGGACGUGAUGCCGAUCGCCACGGGGCUCGAGCGCGAGGAGAUCGAGGCCGAGCUUCAGGGGAAGAAGAGGUUCGACAUGGACGCACCCGUCGGGCCCUUUGGCACCAAGGAUGCCCCUGCUGUGAUUCGGUCAUACUACAACAAACGGAUUGUUGGUUGCCCUGGUGGUGAAGGAGAAGAUGAGCAUGAUGUUGUGUGGUUUUGGUUGGAGAAGGACAAACCACAUGAAUGCCCAGUCUGUACCCAAUAUUUCAUGCUUCAUGUGAUUGGAGAAGGAGGAUCCCCUGAUGGACAUGAUGAUGAUGACCACCACCAUCAUUAAGGUUCAAGAAGGCCUAUCUAGUAAUAAAAUGUGGUGCCAAUAUCAUUUUUCCGCAAUGUUGUCAGCAUUUGCCCUUAUAGAGUUCAGUAGACCAUGUCAACCUGUUUGCCCUAUGGCUCGGAACAGAACAUGGUUUUGUUACAUGCUUUUCAGAAAAUCGGCUAUACAAAUAAUGGGAUUCAUUACACAAUUAUGUACUUUCUGUAUUCAACACACGUUUUGUUGAAUCAAGAUUCAAAACAUACUUAUUUCUCUGGA
Phragmites australis (common reed) is the source of this 864-nucleotide messenger RNA. Its product is annotated as cytochrome c oxidase subunit 5b-1, mitochondrial-like. The record is from RefSeq and is a predicted model, not a curated record. The transcript is spliced from 6 exons. The coding region runs from base 124 to 606 and encodes 160 amino acids. NCBI's taxonomy places the organism in Eukaryota, Viridiplantae, Streptophyta, Magnoliopsida, Poales, Poaceae. Gene Ontology annotation, biological process: mitochondrial electron transport, cytochrome c to oxygen. Gene Ontology annotation, cellular component: mitochondrial envelope.